UGUAAAUAUUUUUUUAUAUAAAUUCGAAACGGCUAAAUUGCAAGGAUUGUUAGCUUCCGGAGAGCACGAUACAAAAAUAAAACGAAAAUAAAGCAAAAACAUCUAAGUUAAGAGACAACACAACAAAACAAAAAUGGCAGAUGACUGGGGAGCCAUUGUUGAUGAACAGGAAAAGAACCUUACUCAAAAGGUUGGCGGUCUGAAUCUUGCUGGUGCCAGCGGCGGUGACAAGCCCACCACAUCAACAUCAUCAACAACAACAACAACAGCAGGUGCCCAGGCAACAGGAGUUCAGGCAACAGGAGCCCAGGGGGCUGAGGGAGGAGUCAAAGGGGCAACUGGAGGGGCAGGGGAUACAGGGGCUACAGCUAAAGCUGGGGAGGAGGAAGAACAUGCGGUGACAAAAGAGGAUGAAUCACUAUUACACAAGCUGCUUCACUCCAAGCUUGUCUCCACAAAAGCAGAUCUGGAGGUGUUACAAAAAGAUCCCAACUCUCCACUCUACUCAGUGAAGUCAUUUGAGGCCCUCCAUCUGAAGCCAGAACUGAUGAAGGGUGUAUAUGAAAUGGGGUUCAACGCACCUUCAAAAAUACAGGAAACAGCAUUACCAGUCUUGCUUGCUGACCCGCCAACCAACAUGAUAGCUCAAAGUCAGAGUGGUACAGGGAAGACCGCAGCCUUCGUCCUUACAAUGCUCAGUCGGGUAGACCCUAAUCUCCAACAUACACAGUGCUUGUGCCUGGCGCCCACCUACGAGCUGGCUCUACAGAUAGGCGGCGUAACAGAGAAGAUGGCCAAAAAUAUGGUUAACGUUAAAAUAGGCUACGCUGUGAAAGGGGAAAGAAUUGCUCGUGGUCAGAGGAGCCUGGACCACAUCUUGAUAGGCACGCCCGGCACUGUGUCUGACUGGUGCCUCAAGUAUAAAAGCGUGGACCCAAAGAAACUGACAGUAUUCGUCCUUGAUGAAGCAGAUGUUAUGAUAGCCACACAGGGUCAUCAGGACCAGAGUAUACGCAUACAGAGGCAGCUGUCUAAAACAUGUCAAAUGUUACUAUUCUCUGCCACUUACGAAGACGAUGUAAUGAAAUUUGCCCAGGCAGUAAUCCCAAAUAAUCCUGUCGUAAUUAAGCUACGCCGAGACGAGGAAAGCCUCAAUAACAUCCGACAGUUCUAUGUGCAAUGUCGAGACCAGGAAGAGAAGUUUCAAGCGCUGGGCAACAUCUAUGGCGCGAUCUCUAUCGGGCAGUCAAUGAUUUUCUGUGCAACACGGCGGACAGCCCACUGGUUAUCAGAAAAGAUGACAAAGGACGGUCACGCGGUGGCGUUAUUAUCAGGGGAUCUGGACAUUGCACAGCGGGCGGCAAUCAUCAACAGAUUCAGGGAUGGGAAGGAGAAAGUCCUCAUCACAACAAAUGUAUCUGCCAGAGGUAUAGACGUUGAGAUGGUAACAGUGGUUGUAAAUUUCGACAUGCCCGUGUUACAAGAGACGAAACAAGCCGAUUGCGAGACAUAUUUGCACAGAAUCGGCCGGACAGGUCGGUUUGGAAAGGCUGGAAUCGCCAUCAACAUGAUCGACUCGAACAAAUCCCUCCAAGUCAUGAAGGCAAUAGAACGACAUUUCAAUCGUACCAUAGAACUGCUUGAUACAGAUGAUAUUGAAGCAGUUGAAAGGAUUAGCACCUAAAAUAGAAUACAUGAUCUCUAGACUGGUCUUAAGAAAUUAACUAUAAUAUGAUCAUAGACUGUGAACAGACGAGGUCAAGGUUAUAUUGCAUCAGGACUAUUUUUAGAAUGAUCAGAUAUUGUGCUGAAAAUUCAGUUGUUAAAAAGUGUUUUAAUGAUGACAUAUUUUUUAAAUUUAGCUGGUGCAAAAGUUCAAAGUGCUUAACAGAUUGCACAAUGUAUGGGUCUUAGAUUUUCCUUACCGAAAAUUGUAGCGAAGUUCAUUGACUGGUAUGGUUCUUAAUUUCAGAAAAUGAUUUUAAAAAGCAUUGUGUAUAAAGAUAAACAUGUUUACCAUUGUUAUGUGUUAACAAGGAACAAGAUUUAGUGUUUGUUUACAUACAUGAACAUGUGUCAAAAGUUCAAAACUUUAUAAUGACAUAUCGUGAUUGCUCUGUCAUUGAGGAAAUAAAAACAUCAACUUGUAACACAUUAAUAUUUAGAGGUAAACAUGAAGAGGUCCCAAGUGACAAUGUAUAAAGAAGAAGGUAUAAUCAAUUUGCUUUCACCAUUAAAUCAAUACUGGUGGGUAAACCUGAAGAGGUCCCAAAUAAUGAUUGAGGUAAAAAAGAAUAAGGUAAAAAAUUGAUUUGCUUCAAACUCCAGAUAUACAGAGAAUUUGAGUUAUCUGCAAUUAUUACAAACUAUUAACAGGUGUUUUAAAAUUCAAGCCUGGCCAUUUUACCUUUUAGCUCUUUGCUCAGUCUGGGCAUAUAAUGGUGUAAUUUAUUUUUGUUUUAUAAUUAUUUGUACAAUAGAAUUGUAGUGACUUCAAACUUGACAAGCACUUCGUUGAAAGAGUUAUAAAUGCACGAGCGGAUCCAGGGGAGGCCGCUAAGGUAUGCCCUCUCUAAUGUCAAAUCCUGGAUCUGCCCCUGGUUUGCUCCUAAAGAAAAGUAUGCGAUUGAGUAACAAAUGUUUUUAUAUUGUUUUUAGGUUUAAACAUAUUUUAUUUCAUGAAAUGGUUCAAAUUACAAUGUAUACUUCUACUACUUAAAGAAUUUGAUCAGAAUCCAAAAGCUUAUAAAAUUCAUCUUUUUACGAUAUUGUUAAUUUCUUCUGUUCCUGUUAAACUAUAAAGUAUUAAAUUAAACUAUGAUCCUGUUGAACUGUAGAACAUGCUCUGAAUACUAGAUAUUGUUUUUAAUGAUCAUGCUUUAAGUUAUAUGAAACGGUAACAAUCAGAAAUGGGUCUUGUCAUUAAAUUCUAAAAUUGUCUGUCUUUAAUCUUAUUUUCAAAUAUGUAAUUCAGAUAUCAAAGAACGGUAAAUAACGUUGAAUAUAUAUUAUAACCUUUUAACCAUGUCAUGGCAUGGGUGCCAACAUUCUGAUUGCUAUCACAGCAAAACUAAGAGGUCUGACAGGGAUAUGAUUUUUCCGUGGAUUCGCAGAUUUCCGUGAAUGAUAUGGCUCCAGGAACAAACGAAAAAAAACUUUUUUUAAUGAUUUAAAAAAGUUAACAGAUUGCUUUUGGUUGUAACUUAAAUUGUUAUUCCUUUUGACACUCAAGUGAGCUUCAUAUUUGAAAUCAGGAGAGCCCUAAAAAGGUUUUUAAAAAGCCAGUUUUGCUUCUGCAGUAGGGUGCUUUACCCACUUUGACCCCUAUUGGGGGCCCAAGGAUCCCCCAAACCCAUAGCCAAAACAGUUACAGCCCUUCAGCUGCCAAGUGAUUCACAUUUCUCACUGACAUCAUAUCUACUUUAAGACCCAAGUUUGGUUGUUGACCUGCAUAUUUUACAGGUUUUUAGCACCUCUUUGAAAUGUACAUACAUGUAGUUAUAAAAUUACCAUGUAUCUUAAAUGGACAUUUCAUAAUCAUUAUGUCACUCCAUUGUGCUUGUACAUUAAUUUUAAUUUUGUAAAUUACAAAACAGUUUAUAAAGAA
This is a messenger RNA of Mya arenaria, 3607 nucleotides long. Its product is annotated as ATP-dependent RNA helicase DDX19A-like. The record is from RefSeq and is a predicted model, not a curated record. Gene Ontology annotation, cellular component: nucleus; cytoplasmic stress granule. Lineage: Eukaryota; Metazoa; Mollusca; Bivalvia; Myida; Myidae. Gene Ontology annotation, biological process: poly(A)+ mRNA export from nucleus. Bases 134 to 1684 code for a protein of 516 amino acids. Gene Ontology annotation, molecular function: ATP binding; RNA binding; RNA helicase activity. The transcript is spliced from 12 exons.